Molecule: messenger RNA, 1555 nt
Organism: Bombyx mori (domestic silkworm)
Lineage: Eukaryota; Metazoa; Arthropoda; Insecta; Lepidoptera; Bombycidae
Exons: 1
Coding region: 1-621 (206 amino acids)
Source: RefSeq, a predicted model, not a curated record
AUGAGUAAUGAAAUAUCAUCAGUUGACCAUCCGAUUUGCUCUUCAUCAGUUAAAAAUAAGAAACAUACAUCCUCUAUGGAUCGUUCUUCAUCGGUGAAUUCCUACGAAGUCUUCAGAAACAACACGACAGCCGUGGAAGUAACUGUCAAGGAAAUCGCGAAUAAAAAAAACGAUCAGACCGGCAGCACGGUUAAAAGCCUUCACGAAGAAAUGAACAAAAUCAAGAGCGAAUUAAACAAAGCGAACGAUUCAAUCGGUAAAAUGAGAGAGAGCUUCAGCGUUAUCGUUUGUGAAAUGAAGAAACAGCUAGAUUUAUCGAACAAGAGAGAAUUUGAUUUGCAAACCAAAUAUUUGAAUGCUUUGUUCGAUAAAGAAAAAAUGGUAGCAUUGCUCGAAUCCAAAACUAAACUCGUGCAAAAAUUGAAAAACGAACUUAACGUAAUGAAACGCGUAUUGAAAUUUGUAAUUAAAGGUAUUCAAAAUGUACCCGAAUUUCCUGAAAGCUGUACGUGCGAAUUAGAUUUUAGUGAGCUCGACGAUGAUUUUAAGAAAGACAUUAAUGUUUCUAAAGAACUUAAUGAUUCUCGUCUUCUACAUCAAACUAAAUCAUUUGAUACAUAGAAAUAGCGCAGAGGAGACACAUUACGCAACAAAAAAAACUAAGUCUUUAUUAAUAGCCAAAAUGUUCAUAAAGUUGCAGUUCAUAAAAUGCAGCUGAUUGAUAAUAAUUUAAAUGGAAAUAAAUUGACUACUGUCGGUUUGUUGUUUUGCGAACAAGGAAUGAAACAAAAAAAAUCCGUAAAGCUAAACAGCAUUCGAUCCAACCAGUAGCUUUAGCUUAUUGCAAUGUAGUGAUAUCGAUGGAAGCAUUCGUGGCAUGCAGCGGGCCCGGGCGGUGCAUAUCCGAGUAACCGGGUCAGGCUGUGACCGGGUCAUGCGGUCAGAGCCGAGCCGGGUCUCUGAUCGGUCACCAGGUCGUCACGGAAGGCACGCCCGGUUGUGAUAAUAACUCGAGCUUCGACUCCUAUCAAAUUUUACGAGUUGAGAGUACUUUUAAUGUGGAAUAUAUAGAGAGCAGAACUAUUUAGUAGCCAACGAAUUUUUAUUGAUUAUUUAGUUCCUAAAAACAACGAAAGAUAUUUUAAAAUAUUCUAAGCUCUGUCUCCGUGGUCAAUGCAAGCUAUUUAAUUAACAAAAAUGAUGUGAGCUGUGUAAAGUUAUUAAAUUAAUUACUGCAACCUUUCCCUAAGCAGUAAGUUAAUUUGUAGUUUCGACAACGAAUAACUGCAAAAUAAAUAAAUAAAAACAAUUAGUCCGUGAACACAUCGGUUACUAUAUCAAUUCAUUUUGUUACUAUUUAUAAGUCUCAAGCUGCUAAGUCAGCUUUUGUUUUAAAUUAUUUAUUUAUAUACAACGUUAUGGGGUAAUCAAUUGCAAUCAAUUCAUUAAGAAUUUUCUAACAAUCUAACAUUAUAAACAAAUAGUAUUACAAUAUUUGAUACAGCGCAUUCAAAAUGUUUUAUUAAAUUUCAAAUUAUUACAGUUCUGACAUCGU